Messenger RNA from Thunnus maccoyii (southern bluefin tuna), 5257 nucleotides. It is a transcript of the gene grm1a, whose product is annotated as glutamate receptor, metabotropic 1a. Gene Ontology annotation, biological process: regulation of synaptic transmission, glutamatergic; G protein-coupled glutamate receptor signaling pathway. Gene Ontology annotation, molecular function: G protein-coupled receptor activity involved in regulation of postsynaptic membrane potential; adenylate cyclase inhibiting G protein-coupled glutamate receptor activity. Gene Ontology annotation, cellular component: postsynaptic density membrane. The record is from RefSeq and is a predicted model, not a curated record. Bases 158 to 3667 code for a protein of 1169 amino acids. The transcript is spliced from 8 exons. Lineage: Eukaryota; Metazoa; Chordata; Actinopteri; Scombriformes; Scombridae.
CCCUGGAUUACAUGUCACAGUAGUGUGUCUUAUUUUUCUGCAGGUGUGCGUGGAUAUGCCCCAGGUGUCGUGCUCGCAGAUCAUGGUCGCUGGGAUAAACGUGGAUGUACUGACAGACAGCAGAUAGUAUGCCUGCACAGUUGGCGCGGCUCACGCGAUGUGGCACAAUAUGGCACGCGUAAAGAUGGGUCUCUUCGCUCUCCUGUGUCUCCCCACGUUUUUCUUCCGUGUCCUCGUGCUCUCCCACAGCAGCAGCAUCUAUGAGCGGUCAGUGGUCCCCCGCGCCGCGCCUCGCUCCGUGGCCCGAAUGGACGGAGACGUGAUCAUCGGCGCGCUCUUCUCCGUCCACCACCAGCCGUCUGCGGAGAAAGUGGCCGAGCGGAAGUGCGGGGACGUCCGCGAGCAGUAUGGCAUCCAAAGGGUGGAAGCCAUGUUCCACACUUUGGACCGGAUCAACGCUGACCCGAACCUGCUCCCAAACAUCAGCCUGGGCUGUGAGAUCCGGGAUUCCUGCUGGCACUCCUCCGUGGCCCUGGAGCAGAGCAUCGAGUUCAUCCGGGACUCCCUCAUCUCCAUCCGAGAUGAUAAGGACGGGUCCAAAUGGUGCAUUGACGGUACCCCGUCCAACCAGCCUCCACCCACCAAGAAGCCCAUCGCCGGAGUGAUCGGACCGGGAUCCAGCUCUGUUGCCAUUCAGGUGCAGAACCUGCUGCAGCUCUUCAACAUCCCGCAGAUCGCCUACUCUGCCACCAGCAUCGACCUGAGUGAUAAGACUCUGUUCAAGUACUUCCUGAGGGUCGUGCCCUCGGACGUCCUGCAAGCCCGGGCCAUGCUGGACAUUGUCAAGCGGUACAACUGGACCUAUGUGUCUGCGGUGCACACUGAGGGAAACUAUGGGGAGAGUGGCAUGGAGGCCUUCAAGGAGCUGGCCUCUCAGGAAGGCUUAUGCAUUGCCCACUCGGACAAAAUCUACAGCAAUGCGGGGGAGAAACACUUUGAUCGCCUUUUGAGGAAACUACGAGAGCGUCUACCCAAAGCGCGUGUAGUGGUAUGUUUCUGCGAAGGCAUGACUGUCCGAGGUCUCCUGAUGGCCAUGAGGCGACUGGGGGUGUUUGGGGAGUUCCUCAUCAUCGGCAGUGAUGGAUGGGCAGACCGUUAUGAGGUUGUGGAGGGCUAUGAGCAGGAAGCAGAGGGAGGAAUCACUAUGAAGCUGCAGUCUGAGGUGGUCAAGUCCUUUGAUGACUACUACCUGAAGCUGCGUCUGGACACCAAUACCAGGAACCCUUGGUUCCCCGAGUUCUGGCAGUACCGCUUCCAGUGCCGCCUACCCGGCCAUCCACAGGAGAACAAGAACUACAAGAAAGUCUGCUCUGGAAAUGAGAGUCUGCAUGAAAACUAUGUUCAGGAUAGUAAGAUGGGCUUUGUCAUCAAUGCCAUCUAUGCCAUGGCCCACGGCCUCCAUGAUAUGCACAAGGAGAUGUGCCCGGGGCAGACAGGGCUCUGUAAUGCCAUGGACCCUAUCGACGGUAGCAGGCUGCUGGACUACCUGCUCAAGACGUCCUUUGGAGGAGUCUCAGGGGAGGACAUUUAUUUUGAUGAAAACGGAGACACCCCAGGAAGGUAUGACAUCAUGAAUCUACAGAGCGUGGGGGAUAGUCGCUAUGACUACAUAAACGUGGGCUCCUGGCAUGAGGGCAUCUUGAAUAUCGAUGACAACAAGCUGUGGAUGAACAACAGUGACAUGGUCCGUUCAGUCUGCAGUGAAGCCUGCUCUAAAGGACAAAUCAAGGUGAUAAGGAAGGGCGAGGUGAGCUGCUGUUGGAUCUGCACCACAUGCAAGGACAAUGAGUACGUCCAGGAUGAGUUUACCUGCAAGGCCUGUGAGCUGGGAUGGUGGCCUGAUGAUGACCUGGCAGUCUGCCAGCCCCUGCCUCUGAAGUAUCUUGACUGGGCGGAUGUGGAAUCCAUAGUCGCAGUGGUUUUCUCCUGCGUGGGCAUCCUGAUCACCUCCUUUGUCACCUUCAUCUUCAUCCAGUACCGUGAUACCCCUGUGGUGAAGUCCUCCAGCAGAGAACUCUGUUAUAUCAUCUUGGCAGGCAUCUUCCUGGGCUACAUCUGUCCGUUCACCUUGAUUGCCCGUCCCACAGUGGCCUCCUGCUAUUUGCAGCGGCUCCUGGUGGGCCUGUCAUCUGCCAUGUGCUACUCCGCCCUGGUGACCAAAACUAACCGCAUCGCCCGCAUUCUGGCAGGCAGCAAGAAGAAGAUCUGCACCAGGAAGCCCCGUUUCAUGAGCGCCUGGGCCCAGGUGAUUAUCGCCUUUAUGUUAAUCAGUGUACAGCUAACUCUGGAGAUCACGCUCAUCAUUCUGGAGCCCCCUGAGCCCAUCAAGUCGUACCCGAGCAUUCGUGAGGUCUACCUCAUCUGUAAUACCAGCAACGUGGGCAUGGUGGCACCACUGGGCUACAAUGGCCUGCUAAUCAUGAGCUGCACCUAUUAUGCCUUCAAGACACGGAACGUCCCAGCCAAUUUUAAUGAGGCUAAAUAUAUUGCCUUUACAAUGUACACUACCUGCAUCAUCUGGUUGGCCUUUGUGCCCAUCUACUUUGGCUCCAACUACAAGAUCAUAACCACAUCUUUCUCUGUCAGCCUGAGUGUGACAGUGGCACUGGGGUGCAUGUUCACACCAAAGAUGUACAUUAUCAUCGCCAAACCAGAGAGGAAUGUCCGAAGCGCCUUCACCACAUCUGAUGUGGUGCGAAUGCAUGUUGGAGAUGGAAAGUCUGCAGCUCCCUGCGGGAGCAACAGUCUCCUCAAUAUGUUCCGCCGGAAGAAGCCUGGAUCUGGCAAUGCCAAUUCUAAUGGCAAGUCUGUGUCAUGGUCUGAAUCAGGUGCAAGACACCCUCCGAGGGGGGGGAAUGUGUGGCACAGACUGUCUGUGCAUGUGAGGAAACAGGAAGCCAGCUUGAAUCAGACGGCGGUCAUCAGGCCCCUAACUAACACCCCCGACCCCCACAGUUGUGAGCCCUCCACCUGCGACCUUGGCACAGAUCCCCAUCUCCCCCAAGAACCACCUGGUGCUAAGCCUCUAUACAACCGGGUGGAACAGGGCGACGAGGAUGAUGCGCAGCGCCCCCUCUGGACUCCGACUUGCUCUGGACAGAUGCAAGGCCUGGAGCCCCAUUUAGAUAAGCCGGCUUCUUAUUUGCCCCCUCACUUGACGGGCUGCACCACAGAGCGCUUGCAGGGGGCCUUGGUGGACACACACAGCUCCCAUGUCCCUGCACUGAAUGACCACACCAGGGAGGAAAUCCCUGCCAACGAGCCUUUGAGCUUAACACCCUCUCAUCUUCCUUUGGUCCCAAAAGUGGGGGUGUUUGAAAAGGAGGGGCUCGAGGACGAGGAACUGGACCUCUUACACUGCUACAUUUAUGAUGCCAAGGAGGAGGGGGAGGGGGAGGACGGGGAAAGCGAGGAUUUAACUCAGAACAAGCCAACUCUGGAGGAUUCCCUGGCUCUGUCUCCCCCCUCCCCCUUCAGAGACUCUGUGUAUUCAGGGGAGUCUAUCAUCGGCUCCCCCAGCAUUGAGUCGAUGCUCGGUAGCCCCCCGAGCUCAGUCUACACCUCAGACAUCCUCCGAGACUUCGCACACAGCUCCUCAACACUGUGAGAGCAAAACAGGCGCUGACACGGCUGCUGUCAGCACACUUGUACAUCACACCGACAUUCAUUUCCACACAGGUACACAUUCACACACACACAAACAUAUACAGAUGCAUACAACAUUAUUCACCAUUUCACACGUUUUUUAACAUUUAUUUUCUGCUCUGUCAUUUGCUUGCUUGUAUUUAUUACUCUGCUUUUAUCAGUAAGGGGUUAAUGAAACAUAGAAGUAGAAAAUCACCAGGAAACAUCCGUCGCAAAUGCAUACAUUUCUGAAGGGCUGUCAGUGCACAUAGCCUCUCUGUAAAAUGUAAAAUUGGGAAACGGUGCCAAAACUAGUCAGCUCUCAUGCCAAAUUUUGAUGAAUUAAGCAACACUGAGAAUCUUAAUAAAGGAUGUAGCUGUGUUUUUCAUAGUGGCAGUUAUAAAAGCCCAGUUCAAUGUGAGCACUGCACUCUAAGACACAACCAGAGACGAAGCUGUCUCUAAGGACCGCAAUAGCUCAAGUGCAUUUCAUGCCAGCUUGAAUUAGCUCAGACAUGUACCGGCCUGUGCAGGUGUGUAGCAGUCACAGCUGCAUCAAAAAUAAUUUCCUUUUCACCUUUUUUUAAGAAUAAAUCUCACCUCAGCUCUCUCACAUCAGACCUCAUUGCAAUUAAAAUAUAUUACAAAGAGAUAAACUAACAUGAAAAGUGCAGUAAGUUGGUUGAAUAUUACUUUUAUGUGUUGCAAGGUGUGCUUAAUAUCACAAAAAAUACUACUACUGAACUGAGAUACUGCUGAAGACUUGCGCUGUGUGAUAUGUGAUAUGGAUAUAAUGUGCCAAUCAAAGUUGUUAUCAACCUACAUCCCUGCUUUCAAUUUUUACGAUGUAGCUGAUACAGGUUAGCUUGAUUGUAGAUGAUGGCAAUGUUAUUUAUUCAGUUUACACUUGAUCAUAACCCUGAGAACAAGUUUUAUGAGCAUGGGAUGUGAUAGGAGAACUACUUUUGAUUUCCAUGCUGUGUUGAUAUUUCUCAUGUUUUCUGAGUUUGCUGUGUCAUUGUAAUGGAAAACACAGUACUUGUACAAGUUCUCAAAGUUUGUAAUACUGUUAAGCCAUCUCUUGUUUUUCACACAGGUGGUAUGUUUGUAAUACUGAUAAAUGUUUAUAUAUAUUUAGAAUGUCAACAGAAAAAAAGAGUUUAUACAUUUUGAAACUGUCCUCAGAUACUUGUCAAGGAGCAGUGUGUUUUGGUUUUUGGGUAACUUUUAAGCUAACUUGAGUCGACUGUAUCCUCUUGAAAAUAUUCAGUUGUAAAAGUAACCAAUGAUUAGUUGCUUCUUGUAAUGAGAUUACAUGUUUCAAUUUUGCUUAAAUCUUGCAUUAUGAACUUAAGUAGUUUACUUGAGGUUAAGUUUCUUAGUUCUUUAUCAAUAAGAAUGCAAAUUAUUUCAAAGUAUAAGAAUAUACAGUACAUAGUGCAAUUGUAUUGUAUUUCCAAAUGGUUUUAGUCUAUUAUAGUGGAAGUUGUUCAAUGAUUUUAACCAAUGUAAAAUAUAAAAAGGUGCCACAAUGUUUAACACUGUCAAACCUAGAAUGAAAUAGGCCUUUAUG